Molecule: messenger RNA, 873 nt
Organism: Rotaria sp. Silwood2
Lineage: Eukaryota; Metazoa; Rotifera; Eurotatoria; Philodinida; Philodinidae
Source: the annotation of a GenBank genome assembly
AUGGCUCGAAAACAAUAUGUGGAAACGGCACUUCCUGGAUCACGUAAUGAUAGUUAUGUGAACAUUUACGAAGACCGUCGUCACCUAUCUAACAAUCGACAGAAUUUUAUGUCUGAUCAAGAACGUAUGGCGAAAUUUCAGCAAUUUAUUCGCCGUUAUGAAAUUAAUACUACUUUCGCUGCAAAGUUACGUGGUUUAGAUGGUUAUGAAAUUGUUUUUAUUUGUGAUGAUUCAGGUUCAAUGAAUACAGAACUUAGUGAUGUUUCUGGUCCACAUAACCAAUCGCCAACUCGCUGGGAUGAACUGAAACAAACAGUAUCAAUUGUUGUCGAUUUAGCUAGUACACUUGAUCCAGAUGGUGUAGAUGUUUAUUUUCUUAAUCGUGAACCAAUGUAUAAUGUACAGAGUCCAACACCAAUGGUUCGAGUUCUUCGACAAGUUCUUAAAGAUAAAAGAAACGAAAUUCAAGAACGUAAAUUACUUAUUCUCUUAGCUACUGAUGGAGCACCAACAGAUGAUAAUGGUCAACCAAGAGUUGAUGAAUUACGAAAAUUUUUGCUACAGGAACGCAAACCUACAGAUCGAAUACCAGUUACAAUUAUUGCUUGUACAGAUGAUGAUGAAUGUAUGUCAUAUUUAAAUAAUUGGGAUAAAGAUAUUCCAAAUCUUGAUGUUGUUGAUGAUUAUCGAAAUGAAAAAAAAGAAAUUCUUGCAUGUCAAGGAAAAUCAUUUCCAUUCAGUUAUGGUGAUUAUGUUGUGAAAAUUCUUAUGGGCGGUGUAGAUUCUUGGUUUGAUGAAUUGGAUGAAAAGAAAGUAACAACAGAUGAAUACGGACGAUCUGCACCACGAAUGACAACAAAUAAUAACUUCUAA